GUUGAAGAAGGGGGGCGCCAUAAGACUGGACCCAACCUGUGGGGUCUGUUUGGGAGGAAGACAGGUCAGGCCCCUGGCUUCAACUACACAUCGGCCAACACUGAAAAAGGUGUCACGUGGGGAGAGGACACCCUGGACGAGUACCUGAAAAACCCAAAGAAGUACAUCCCAGGAACCAAAAUGAUUUUCAGCGGGAUCAAGAAGAAAAAGGAAAGAGAUGAUUUGAUAGCUUAUCUGAAAAGUGCGACCUCCUAAGGUGGUGGAAAAUGAACAAAUUCACCACUGUGUG
This is a messenger RNA of Cynoglossus semilaevis (tongue sole), 289 nucleotides long. Its product is annotated as cytochrome c-like. NCBI's taxonomy places the organism in Eukaryota, Metazoa, Chordata, Actinopteri, Pleuronectiformes, Cynoglossidae. The record is from RefSeq and is a predicted model, not a curated record. Gene Ontology annotation, molecular function: heme binding; electron transfer activity. The annotation marks the transcript as partial. The transcript is spliced from 2 exons.